This is a messenger RNA of Polypterus senegalus (gray bichir), 4719 nucleotides long. RefSeq names its product neuronal PAS domain protein 4a (gene npas4a). Gene Ontology annotation, biological process: regulation of transcription by RNA polymerase II. Lineage: Eukaryota; Metazoa; Chordata; Cladistia; Polypteriformes; Polypteridae. The transcript is spliced from 7 exons. Gene Ontology annotation, molecular function: DNA-binding transcription factor activity, RNA polymerase II-specific; protein dimerization activity; RNA polymerase II transcription regulatory region sequence-specific DNA binding. The record is from RefSeq and is a predicted model, not a curated record. Bases 181 to 2760 code for a protein of 859 amino acids.
CCAAGGCUUCUGGAGGCAUCGAAGCACUAAAGCAGCAUACUGGAGCAGCACGGGCAGACUGGAGAAGCUGGGAUCAAGCGCGACAAGCAGACUGACAGCCACCCAUCUUCCGCGCUUCGGCUUGCUGCAACCGCGCUUCAAGAACCGGAGAGGCAAGCCACUUCUGAUCACAUCGGCAAGAUGUAUCGGUCCACCAAGGGAGCCUCCAAGGCAAGGAGAGAUCAGAUUAACGCCGAAAUCAGGAAUUUAAAAGAUCUGCUACCAAUUUCUGAAGCGGAUAAGGCUCGGCUGUCCUACCUGCACAUCAUGUCUUUGGCUUGCAUGUACACUAGAAAAUCGGUGUUCUUUUCUCAAGGUUCUGAACUCAUGGAAGAAAGCGGAAGGUUUCUUUCUUUUCACGAAUUGGCGGAGUUCGUUCAGACGCUUCCUGGGUUUCUAUUAGUAAUCACAAGCGAGGGAAAAUUGCUGUACCUCUCCGAAAACGUCGCAGACCACCUCGGACAUUCAAUGGUAGACCUAGUUGCACAAGGCGACAGCGUAUACGAUAUAAUCGAUCCAUCAGACCACUUUGUGAUGAGAAGUAACCUGGCUGCGCCUCCUUCUGACGAAACAGAGCGGCUAUUCAGAUGUCGUUUCAAUACGUCAAAGUCAGUGAGAAGGCAGAGUGCGGGCAACAAGCUAGUUCUGGUUCGAGGGCGUUUCUUGCAGCCCCCCGCCGGCUCGUAUUGGUCAAGCAACCCGGUGUUCAUAGCGUUUGGAACCCCACUUGAGCCCCGGCCCAGACACCCCGAAGAUGGAUUCUUCUUUGCCUUCUUUGAAAGCCAACACUCUAAGGACAUGUCUAUCAUGGAUGUUUCUGACAACAUCUCAAUGUACCUUGGAUAUGAUAAGUCUGACAUCCUUUGCAAGUCUUGGUACAGCCUCGUCCAUCCUCAAGACCUCUCUCAUGCCUCUGCUCUGCAUUAUCGAUUAAUAAAUGAAAGCAACGAUGGAAAAGUGGAAAUGGUGGUCCGCCUACAAGCCAAAGACACCUCAUGGGUUUGGGUCUACAUUGUGCUACAAACAGAGAGCACAGAAAAUCCCAUCACUUGCUUCAACUAUAUCAUAAGUGAGUCUGAAGCUUGUAGUCUGAGGCAGCAGCUUGCUUCCGAGGAGAGUCAGCUAGCAUUUGUCCUCAGAGCAACAGCUUCAUACCAAGAGAGCCUACUUAUGUCUCCUGGUCAAUUGUCCAGCCCAGAUCAAGUGUUUACUCCUUUGUCCAGCACACCAACCAGUGGGGGAGGACUCUCUGUGCAAUCUUUUGACUUCAGUACUGUCUGUAAUGUAGAGUGUGUCCAAGAGUUUACAGAAGAAGCUGGCAGCAGCAUUGGUGUUGGGACUGCCUCUUUGGGGCAAGAAGAAUCAAUGCAACUUGGUGGGAACAGGCCUAGUAUCUCCUCAGUUGAGGAGGAGCCCAGUCCCACCACAUCAAGCCACCAUCUGCAGCUACAGCAGCAGCAGCAAAGCAAAGCCCUCGGCUUUUAUACUCAAAAUCUCAUGUUCCUUCCCAGUAACACACCCACAAGCAGUUCCAUUUCUUCUUCCUCCAGCUAUGACCAGACCUCCUUCCGUGCUGAAAGUCACCAGGGACAAGCUAAAGAGUCUGUAUGUACUCCACCCUACACUCCUCAGCAAGGUGGUUGCAGCUUUGUUUUUGGGACUCCAGACCCAGCCUUCCCUCCAGCUACUACAGCAAACUCAUCAGAGACUGCAACAACCACGACAACCACCAGCACAACUGAAAUGUAUUAUUCGCUUGAGAGCUGCAGUGCCAUCUAUGAAAAGCUGCCUCCUACUCCAGACAGCCCGAAUGAUGGAGACUGCAUUGUAAUGACUGUCCCUGAAGUUAGAGGUCCCUUAUAUAUAGAUGUGCCAAUGGUACCUGAGGGCCUCCUGACUCCAGAAGCCUCCCCCAUCAAGCAACCCUUCUCCACCUUUUUUGGGUACUCAGAAAAGGAGAGGAGUGAAAUCAACAUCCUCGCUGAACAAAUCAGCACACUAGCCGAAGGCUUCAGCUCCUACACUAAUGUUAAAGGUGGCAAUGGAAUCAGUUACUCUGAGGUGUCCUAUGCCAAGCACAACCAAGUCACACGUAGCUCAUCUCUCCCCGCUGGCAUGCCAGCCAUUCCGCUUCCUUCUGAUGCCAACCUCUCUACAGACUUUUAUCCUCUCAAGCAAUGGAAGAGUAUAGACUUUUCCCUUCUCGCUGAAGAUGCGUCCUUCUUUGAAGAAAACAUCUUCGAGACCAUUUUAAAAGACUUGUCCUCUUCAUCUAUUUCCAGCAGUACACCCCUGGACUCUGCUAAGUCAGAGAGCCAGUUGGUGGUGAGGUGCUCGCCUCCCCAUUUGGGGGGAGGCAUUGAUAGCACCAGUAGUCCACUGAGCCUGGACACAGCAGAUCCUUGCGUCGAAACGGCGCACAGUAGUAGUGUGGCGGUGACAGCAUCGGCAGCAAUGCCACUCUCACCACCAUCUACAGACCUGUCUCCAGAAGAACAGUCCUUCCUGGAAGAACUAGCCUCGUAUGAAACAGUCUUUGAGACACGUGCCUCAAGGUCCCCCUGUGAUGGGUUCAACGAUGAGUUGUAUCAACUCCGGAAUCACAUGGAAGACAGCUUCCAUCAUGGUGAGCCUCCAUUCAUUUGGGCAUCUUUUGCUUGUCUUUUAGUCACCAUUCGCAAGCAUGCAUGUACAGAGAAGUUCAGAAGUAACUCUGCUUAACUUUAGGCUAACUUUCCACUGCCUGAUCAUCGUUAUUCAUUUUCCUUCAAGUCAUUUCAUAAGCAUGAAAGACAUAUUUAGAUUAAUAGUCAUAAAUAGAAAAAGUGAAACAUUAAGUGCUGUCGCAGGCACAGGUUGCACUAACUGCAUGGCUACUGAAUUGUUACAUUUAAAAAAUCUAACCUGCGCUUGUUUUUCUUUUCUUUUUUUUUUCUUGCAGAUGGGAGUGGAAGUGAUGCUUCGUUUUAAAAUAAGUCUGUGACUUACUUCAUUAAGUAUGGCAUAUUGUCAUAUUUUGUGGAGCUUCUUUUGCCAAAUGUGAAGAUUCAACAUGAGGAAAAAAAAUAUCCACUGAUUUUUAACUCUAAACAGCUAAAGUAACUAAGGUUGUCCUUCUCUUUUUAAUUAUGGUGCAUAUUAUAGUGUGGAGAUAUUUUGUAGUAACACUAAUGACAGCAUCAGCUUAAACAUCUUCCUUUGUAUAAAUAUAAAAGAGCAUAUACACAGGGAUUUUAAGCAAUGUACUGAAAGUAUUGAAACAGCAUAGCGACAACUGUAGCUAUUUGGAAAGCGAAAGAGGACAUUGUAAGAGAACUUACAUAUGUAAUUGUAUUCACUCGUAGUGAGUAUUCAGUAUGUAACUUAUCAAGAUUUUUUUGUUCUUUUUUUAACUAAAGGUUUAUUAAUAUUAAACAAACCUGUUGUAUAGCUGACAAAGCUAAAAUAUAGAUGAUUCAGCUUUUAUAGCUGCCUCCCACCUGUUCUCUGACAAGCUUGCAAUUCUUCCUGUGAAUGUGUAAAUGCAGGAUUUUGCUUAAACGUUGUAUUACAUGGAGAAGCACAGCAUCCCUGGCAUCCUAAUCCAGCUGCAAACUGAACAAACUACCAAGACAGGCAGCCUCAGGUUUUGCCAACCCCUACCACACUCACCAGAGUUAUCGCAUCUUCUAUAUGGGUCUUAGUUAAAAGACUUUCCAGAAAAUGCUUUAUGUGCUCUGAAUAAAAAAAAAAACAAACGAUUUAGCCAAGUAUUUCCCAAAUCCAGUCUACAGUUUCCAAAAUCACCUAGUGCCACCCACUGACAAAAUGCUGCAAUUGCAGCACAAAUCCUAUUUCAACCAGUUCUUAUGAAACUGAUGCCCGCUCUUUGGUAGUAGGGGUAGCAGGGUCUGGGCUGGCCAGGGGCUGCACUGCUUCUUCUUCUUGUUACAGGUGUUAACAAGCUAAAGCAAGACAGAAAAGGUGGAAUACACUUGAAGUGCAUUUUGGACUUCCACAAGCUUAGUGAAGACAAGUCUACAUUGUCCCACAGCUUGGAAGGACCUAAAAAGGGUUGAUUGGCCAAAAAAGCUGCCAGUCAGCAGCAGUUCAUGACUUAAAAAUUGAAGUCUAAAGUAUAAGCAUCUCAUUUUCCAGAGAAGCAAAUCUACUAUUUUUUGUUAUCAUGAUUUUCUUAUUGUUUUUAAGUUUUGGUGUCCAUGCUAGGCUGUACUUACAGUUGGCAAAGGGUGACGAGAUUCCCAUCCUUAUUCCCAUGGGUUAUUAAAGUGGUGGGUCAAGGUGUAUGAGAACUCUUGUUCUGGUACUGUACAAUAUUCUGUCAGAAAAAAAUCAUAAUUAAUGACACGUGUCGAAUGUGUAUAUUCCAACGUGUCGUCGUGCUAACGUAGAGUUGUCUACGAUCAAGUAUAAGGAUUGAAUCCUGUAUAAUCUCUAGCUAUUUUACAUGCUAAAUUAAAGAAAAAAGGUAUAUGUAUAUACAUAGUUAUACAUAUGUAUAUACUGUAUAGUCAUUCACGGAAUGUGAAAUGUGUACAAAUUGUAUAUUUAUAUAUACAUAUAUAUAUAGAGACUGUAUAAAAAGACUUUUUUAUAUUACAUAUUUAUUAAAAUGGACAUUGCGUAACAGUGUUCUUGUGUUCUUGGUACAUAAUAAGUGUAUUUGAUUGUAAAACAAAU